AUGGCAUCCCGCAAAAAGAAGAGCGGUCCCAGUUUACAGCAGGCUUUCGACUCAAUUAGAGAUCUCCUUAUAGCCACGAAGCCUCGCAUUGACAAUGCCGACUCAGCCGCGCAGCCGAUGCUUAUCGAAAACCUCCGCCAAAUAGCUUCCCUGGCCGAAUCUUUCGCGGAACAACGAGGGCGUAAUGCGUCCGGGUGGAUCCACUUAGCAGAUGAGCUUGACCAGGAAGGCGUCAAUCUUUGGAAUAUCUCCGGUUUAGUCCAGAAAUCACCCACAUCGACGGGGAGUGGGAGUGGGAGAAUGAGCUUAGUGGCUGCGUUGCGGCUAGCAGGUUUCCGCUUGAUUGAGGCUGGCCUGGAGUUGAAGCCGGGAAUCGAAAGCCUAAUUCAUAUUCUCCAAUUGGCCAGCAAGACCGGCUCGACCCUAUCAGAAGCGGGAAGCGGGGAGGUUGCUGGAAGUGUGCUUUCGAGUGCGGCGCGGUACGAAGAACUCCUUCGAAAUGCAGAAGACCCUGACAGCACUCACCAUGUCGACCGCGUCUGCGCAACAUUAGUGUACCUUGCAGCUAGGAUGGAAGCGGCUUGGAAGGAGGGAAACCAGAGUGUGGCGUCGUUCAUGGCGCAGAAGAUCACGGAUGACGAACAGCGGCUGUCGGUACUUCCGUCUCCCGAUCAAGAACGUUUAGCAUGCAAAUUCCACGAAAUCGGCAAAGCGGUAUUGAAGACUCACAUUGGUAGUGUUGGCGGCGAUGGAGACGAUUCGGGGGCUGUUGACGCAGUGGCUUGGCUCCAGAAAGCCUUCUCGAUAGCUGAGAGAAUAGGUGCAGAAGAAACGAGUGGAUCGAAGGCCUCACUCAGGAUCGCCAUCCUCCGGACCAUGGCAAGGGCUUACUUCAUUACUGGAUCGUACGACCGAGCUGAGGCCGUGCUCGAUGAACUCAUCCCGGCUGUCGAUGCGCUGGCAGACUCUCGGAGUGGUCGUUCAGAGCAUCAAGAGCUGAGAUGGCUUCGAUUAGCCGUCGUCAAAAAGCGCAAAGCAAGCGGCACAACCCUGUUGGACGCCUUCAAAUCCAUUAUUGACCAUAUGACGUUUUCCGAGUCUAAUAUUACCGAUAUUUUGCAAGAUCUUCGAACCUUAAACCACCAUCAUCAUCAUGUUAUAGUUGCGCAAGUCCAUCUUUACUGCUUACAAGAAGCCCUGCGAUGGGAUGAUACCACCGAGGGUGUUAAUCGCUUACUUCUGUCAUUGAUCGUGCACUGUUCUAAGGACGAAGAUCAUCAACGAGCAAUGGAGACUAUGGAGUCUGUGCUAACGACCGCGCAUGCAACCGAUUUUAAGCUUCUCGAUGUUCCAUCAACGGCAUGCCUUACGCUCCUCUGGCAAUACGGCGACCGACACUUUGCCGCUAAGCGGUUUGGUCCUGCCGCGGAUUGGUUUCUCAUUGGCACCCACGCGCUCUUCCAAACAGCAUGUCCAGCAAGCGCGGCAAAAUGCUUUCGCAAGGCAGCACUCUGUCACAUCGAGCACAAGGAAUAUGCCAGGGCAGCUGCAGUCAUCCGCAAAUGUCCGGUGGGUCUUGGUCAUGCCGAAGCAUCGACACAAUACGUGCUGUUCAUUGCGGCAGUUCAUCAGGGGUUGGAAGAUGAAGCCAUUCGGGCUGUUCGCGAAAUGGUCAAAGCUGUGGACUUUGAUCGCAAGAUGCUAUUACUCGCGACGCAGAUCUCGCAUGAAUCCGAAAUGAAGACGGUGCUAAUAACAGUCCUCGAGGCGCUGCUGAAAACACUCAAGGUCGAGAAGAACAAUGGUGGCGAGACGGUGGUGGAGGCGAUGGCGCUAGUCCGAUGUAUCAUACGGCUGGUUGGGAAGCUGUUGGCCGAGCCAACUGCAAACAAACCACGCCUCAUCGAAACCUUAAUAUCCCACUUCCAAACGGCCAGAGUUCUCGCUCAAGACGCAUUGACGGAAAAGGCAAUUUCGCUCGUCAUCAAGGAUGUCUCGUGGUUAUGGCGGAUGGCUUACAACUGCGCGGUCCAAUGUUGUGCCGAAUGGGAGGAGGGCAACGACGAGCGGGUGUCGGAGCUCUUCGAAGUUGCCAGAGAUCUUCUGACAACGUAUUGUGAGGCAGCAUUGGAUGUUCCCGCUGACGUUCACAUGCAUCUCAUCAACGCGACUUUCUCCGGUGUGUCUGGCCGUGUCUUUGCCGCUCGUUUAUCCGCCACCGACGGCACCAUCGAUGCUAACCGUCUCCGCGAGAAUGGGGCUCGAGUUUCAGCUGCCAAGACAUCCAUCUCAGCGAUCGUCAACAAGAACCUCUUGACUGAGCGGCAAGACAUCACCCGCGCUGAAUAUUUUCUCCACGUUCUCCGUGUGUUCGAGGCGGAGAUUUGGGCUCAGUUGAAGGAAUGGCAACAUCUAUCUCGCAUUGUUGUCGAUGUUGUCGAUUCUGGCCCGCUUGCUGUUGGGACUUAUGAAGCAAUCGCAGACAUCUUGUGGGCCGAAUCUGAUUGCCCAAUUGACGUUCUUCUUGUUGGACUGGAGGCUAUUCUCCGUGCAAGUCUUGAUCACAGCUCUCUGUCGGUCGAAAAGUUCUCCCGGUGGCUGCGCGCCGUGUGCACCAUAAUGCUCGCGCGGAACUCCUCGCAAGAUCGCGUGAAAGCGAUUGGGUUUGUUGAGCAAGCCGUCGCCGUCAUCGCAGACCACCACCAAGAUGACCAGGCGUAUCCGGUCGACGAGCGGAACUGGCUCCUCGGGACGGCGUACAACACGGGCUUUGAAUGUCUCGAGGCAUCGAUGCUGGACGAAGCAAAACGCUGGUUCGAAACAGCCACCCUCCUGUGCAAGUUUGUCCCUGGCGGCGAAGAGCGGGCGGAGAAGAUUUCCGACACCUAUACGCAUCUCUUGGCGCGGUAUAGCUCCAAUGCAGCUUAG
Molecule: messenger RNA, 2928 nt
Organism: Mycena indigotica
Lineage: Eukaryota; Fungi; Basidiomycota; Agaricomycetes; Agaricales; Mycenaceae
Exons: 31
Coding region: 1-2928 (975 amino acids)
Biological process (GO): regulation of synaptonemal complex assembly; meiotic cell cycle
Source: RefSeq, a predicted model, not a curated record